AUGUCGACCUCUUCGUCGACGUCUUCUUCCAGUUCGGAAGAAGAGAAAUUCAUCAAUUCUGAGGAGCAGAAGGUGGUCGAAGUUUCGAAGGUGGAAGAGAAGAAACCGAUCAAUUUGGAUGACUUCAUCACCCUCAGAUGGUACUGUAUGCUAGUGCUGGUUAUGGCUGAGCUCACGGCGUUCACUGCGACAGCCAGCAGCAAAAUUAUGGUGUUCGCAGGUAAGACAGUUAGUUAUGAACAACAUUAUAUUGAAGUUGAACACUUUUUGAAAUUUUGAGAACAUAGAUGAUACCUGUAGACGCCGUCGUUCAGUUUAUAAAAGUCCCGAAAAGAUUAUUUCUAAGCGAAGAACAUCUCAUUUCAAAUCCAAAAGGUUCACGGUCGUAACUUACACCGAAAACAAGGGUCUCAGUGUUGUAAGACCCUCCCUUGUCAAUCAGUAUUAGUACUUUCACGUGAAUCACACGGUACUCAGGCCAUAUCCCCUAUCCGUCUUUUUCCAUCUUGUGUUUACUGGUGUCAACCAGUUAUCGAGAGAGCUUUCAGUAUCAAGAUAAAGACUGACUGCAAUUCAACAAUUUCAAUUCCGAUCAAGAAUAGUUUCUUUGUUGUCAAAUUAUUGCGGUGACCUUGGAAAGAAAUUGAAGUUCAUAGUUUAGAGAUUAGCAUUUUAGGGGCAAACCCGAACGUCGUCGGUUGUGGAGGCACUCCUCUCAACGGAUGUCACGAGUUGGCGGCAUUCCGAAACCAAUCCAACCAAUGCAUUCCCGAGUUACGGUAUCAGUUCAAGUCGGUACAAGUGGAGGUAAUGCCCUAUCUGAGAGGAACCCAAAACCAGUCUACUUUCAGUUCAAUUACAUUUGUGAAGACGCGAAAAAAGUGAAGAACACAAUCACAGUGCAAACAUUCGGAAUACUGGUUGGAGCGGCCGUGUUCGGACAAGUCUCUGACAACUUCGGAAGACGGAAGGCUCUUUUGGUCUCGGCGAUGGGAAAUGCCAUUUUCAAUUGGAUCUCUGCCUAUUCGCCCGAUCUGUUCUAUUUCAUGGUUUGGCGCACUUUGGCGGGCGUUUUCACGGGAGGAGUCACUGUGUGAGUGCCUGACGAACUUAUCCAAUUUCCAGUAAUCGUUUAGAGUACAAAUGGUGUUUAUGGUUGAGAAUAUUCCAAGAAAGGACAGAAUGUGGAUUCAGGUAUCCAAGAAUCGAGAUACUAUGGAGACAAUUGAAGUGUUCAGAACUCCAUCACCUGGUCCCCGAACCUCAUUCUGUUCCCGUUCGUCGCCUACCUCUGUCAUGACUGGAGAACCCUUUCCGUCGUCACCGCGGCUGCUUCCAUUGCCACUUUCGUAGCCGUUCUCUUGUUGGAAGAGUCUCCGCGUUGGUUGAUUCAGAAGGGAAAACUGGAGCAAGCUCGAAAAGCUCUGAUCAAAAUACGCAAGACUGAUCGUCUCUACGACGAAUCAUUUGAAAAAGAUCUCGACGAAGUUCUGCACAUAGAGUCUGAAAAGCUAGCGAGAAGUUCGAAGAAAACAAAGAAAUACACUUUUAUUCACUUAUUCUGCACUUGGAAAAUGAUGGCGCAGACGCUCACUUUCAUCACGGGAAUGUGAGUAAUCAGCGGAAAAAGAGACCGUCUGAAAGGUCGUUAUUACAGCACGUGCACCACUUUUAUCGUCUACUCUCUCAUGUACAAUAUGGAGAAACUGUCCGGUUCGCUUUACUGGAAUUUGGCAAUCAUGGGGGUCAGUGAAGAAGACAGAAGACGUACAUACUUCAAGUGGAACUUUCUGUCAUUCAGGCGUCCAGAUGGAUCAUCAACAUUCUGGUGUGCAUAGCAGAUUACAAGCUCCCGUGGUUCGGAAGAAAGAUGAUCAACCAGAUCUCGAUGGUUUUCACGCUUUUGGCCCUUGCAUUCAUGGCGAUUUAUCUGUUCUUCGGAUAUGAGGGGCAGGCGUUGGCAGUCGGAACAGUGGUCGCCGUCGGAAUGUGCUCCCAACUGUUCAUCGCCAAGUACAUGAUGGUCAACGAGUUGUACCCGACUGCAGUCCGGAACUUGGCAGUCUCGGCUGUUUCCACUGUGAGCAGGAUCGGAAGCAUGUUCUCCCCUCAGCUGUUCUACCUGGUACUCGUCCUCUCCGUCCAUCACAAUACAAAGACUUCAUUUUCAGAGUGACUACGCAGAAUGGAUCCCGUACGCCGUCCUCUUCUCCUGCCAACUCUAUGACCUCAUCGUUCUGUCGAUCUUCCUCCCAGAAACCAAAGGAGUUUUACUCGAGAAUCAUCUGCCCCCGAAGCACAAGAGAAUCUUCGGGAAACGGACCUAA
Molecule: messenger RNA, 2327 nt
Organism: Caenorhabditis sp. 36 PRJEB53466
Lineage: Eukaryota; Metazoa; Nematoda; Chromadorea; Rhabditida; Rhabditidae
Source: the annotation of a GenBank genome assembly